AAAGUGGGUGAUACUGAACUAAUAGACUUUCAAAUUCACAAAAAUCCAUCAUUCGAUCUGGUGUUGGGGCAAGAUUGGUUAUGGAUGCGUGAAGCAAAAAUAAGCUUUGGAUAUUCUCCCAAAACCUGUGUUCGCUAUGCUAAAAUUGUAAUUGAUAGUAUGAGUAUCCCAUUAAUCGAAGAAAAUAGUAAUAAAGCCAGCUCUAGUAAAAAUAACUUAUCUCAUUCUAAAACAGAAAUCAAUAAACCUGAUCUUAAUUUAGAAAAGUUUAUAGAUAUAUUUAAGAAAUUAUCUAUAGAGACUAAUUUAUCCAGUUCCGAUUCAGAAUCCACGGGUUCAGACUGGUACGAUCUUGAUCUAAAAAAACCCCGAAAGAAACGCAUCUAUAUUACAAAGAAAAAGGUUAUCUCUUCUAACCAAAAACAUCGUAGAAAUAAGCCAGUUAGAACUAAGUAA
This is a messenger RNA of Dentiscutata erythropus, 456 nucleotides long. NCBI's taxonomy places the organism in Eukaryota, Fungi, Glomeromycota, Glomeromycetes, Diversisporales, Gigasporaceae. The record is from the annotation of a GenBank genome assembly.